AUGCACGCCAAGCUCUUCGCCUACUUCUCUCUUGCACUGGGUGCCCCACAUCUGUCGCCGCUGCGUCUGCUUACCUGGCCCGACUUAGAUGCCGCUAUCGUGUCUCUCUUCAUCCCGGACGUGGACCCAGCAAGUGAACCCAUCCCUAUUUCUGGCUCCGUCCUCGGUGUCGAUUCCCUGGGCCGUACCACCUGGCGCCUCCAAGCUUCCCCCACCCCGAGCGGCAAGUACACCGCCGCUGUGGCGAGCACGAACACCGCCCCUGUCACCCUGGUUGAAGGGCCCAACGAAGCCCACAUAAUGGCCGAAGACGGUCUGAUCACUGACGACUGCGUGAUCAAGGACGGCAAGGUCGAGUGCACGCUGAUUGUUUCUGCUUCCGGCUCGGUGUCGACUUUCGGUGUUUCGACGCAGACCUUAGCUCUGUUCGACGGUUCAGGUCUGACUCUCGUGAAUUGA
Molecule: messenger RNA, 459 nt
Organism: Epithele typhae
Lineage: Eukaryota; Fungi; Basidiomycota; Agaricomycetes; Polyporales; Epitheliaceae
Exons: 4
Coding region: 1-459 (152 amino acids)
Source: RefSeq, a predicted model, not a curated record